AUGAUUUUUGGAUUGAUUCCUAUUAAACUAGUUAGAUCAUUGUUAAAACAUGAUGCUGUUUCUUGUUCUGGACAUAGUCAUACAACUUCAAGAGUACCAACAUUAGUAAUUACAUUACUUACAUGUUUUUCUGGGGGUGUAUUUUUAGGAAUUGUUUUUCUUGAUCUUUAUCCAGAUGCAAAUGCUUCUCUAAAUAUUGUUAGAAGUUUUGGAAAAUGGACUGUUAAUUAUCCAAUAAUAGAAGUUAUAGUUAUAUGUGGAUUCUUUGCUAUUGAUUUUAUGGAAUAUUUAACACACAAAUUGGGUCAUGUUCAUAUUAAACACCAUGAUCAAACAAUGAUAACAAGGAAUCCUCAAAUAUUAGAUAUACCAAAUUAUCAAUCUACUGCUACAACAAUUCGUAAUACACAAGCAGAUGAUUGUGAAAUUCAUUCAGAAGGUCACUCUCAUUCAAGACAUAAAUAUGAUCAUGAUGAAAAAAAAAAGAUUAUAAAAACUUUUGCUUUUAUUGGUGCAUUAAUAAUUCAUUCUUCAUUGGAAGGAUUUGCUUUUGGUGUCCAACCAACAAAUGUAACUAUAAUAUCCUUAUUUAUUGGAUUAUUUGUUCAUAAAACAGUGGUAUCAUUUUCUGUUGGUGUUCGUCUAACACGAUGCCACUCCAAUCGUCCAAUACUUGUUAUCAUUCUAGUAUUUGUUUUUGCUAUCACAUCACCAAUAUUUUCAGUUAUUGGCAUUAUUAUACAAAGUUCAGAUAUGGAUAAAUUACUAAAAAAUCAACUUUCAACCGUUUUUAUAGGAUUUUCAAUGGGAACAUUUCUUUAUAUAACAUUCUUUGAAAUGCUUGGUCCAGAACGUGAAAAUGAAGAUAAUCGUUUCUCAAAAACAUUAGCAUCAUUUUUAGGUUUUGUAGCAAUAGCUAUUGUUAUGAUAUUUUCAAGUUAA
This is a messenger RNA of Strongyloides ratti, 942 nucleotides long. RefSeq names its product Zinc transporter ZIP2. Gene Ontology annotation, biological process: zinc ion transmembrane transport. The coding region runs from base 1 to 942 and encodes 313 amino acids. Gene Ontology annotation, cellular component: plasma membrane. The record is from RefSeq and is a predicted model, not a curated record. The transcript is spliced from 2 exons. Gene Ontology annotation, molecular function: zinc ion transmembrane transporter activity. Lineage: Eukaryota; Metazoa; Nematoda; Chromadorea; Rhabditida; Strongyloididae.